Cucurbita pepo subsp. pepo (vegetable marrow) is the source of this 1446-nucleotide messenger RNA. The record is from RefSeq and is a predicted model, not a curated record. NCBI's taxonomy places the organism in Eukaryota, Viridiplantae, Streptophyta, Magnoliopsida, Cucurbitales, Cucurbitaceae.
AUGAAAGGCUCCCUCUUUUUCUCUUCUCAUCCAUCCAUGCGCACCUCUGUUUUCUCAAUGGACUGGACGAGAGGUCCGACCAUAGGCCGUGGCUCCUCUGCUGCGGUCUCCGUAGCCACCGAUCUUUGCUCUGGUCAAGUUCUGGCGGUUAAGUCUGUUGAGUUCACUCACUCGGAUUUUCUCAAGAGGGAACAGAGGAUUCUUUCUCGAUUCAAUUGUCCACGUGUUAUAGCUUAUAAGGGGUUUGAUGUUACGUUGGAAAAUGGGGAAUUGAUGUGUAAUCUUUUGAUGGAGUUUGCGCCUGGUGGGUCGAUUUUGGAUGUGAUGGAGGCGGCUGGUGGCCGAUUAGAUGAGGCGACGGCCCAAUUUUAUACUCGAGAAAUUUUAAGUGGGCUCGAGUAUGUUCAUUCCAAUGGUGUGGUGCAUUGCGACAUUAAGUGUUGCAAUAUUUUGGUUGGUGAAGAUGGGAUUAAGAUUGCGGAUUUUGGUUGCGCGCGGCAGGUAGAGGAGGAUUCCAGUAGAAACUUGGUCGGAACGCCGAUGUUUAUGGCGCCGGAAGUGGCGCGUGGAGAAAAACAGGGGUUUGCAGCUGAUGUUUGGGCAGUGGGUUGCGCGGUGAUCCAGAUGGUGACCGGCCGAGCUCCAUGGGUGAAUGUGUCUGAUCCGGUGGCCGCCAUUUACAAAAUUGGGUCCGGCGAUGAUUUGCCGGAGGUUCCAAGGUUCAUGUCCGAGCAGGGCAAGGACUUUUUGCGGCGGUGUCUGAUCAGAGACCCAGGAGAACGGUGGUCUGUCAGUGAGCUUUUGAAGCACCCUUUUGUUCACGAGCAGAAAUCUCCACCCAAACAGAAUUCAAGAACACCAACGAGUAUUUUGGAACAAGAAUCAUGGUACACGAUGAACAAUUCGGAAACGGUUCAAAGUCCGAUCAUGCCAAAACUUUACAGAACGCCAUUGCAGAGGAUACAGCAACUGAGCGAAAUAUCCAAAAUUCAGUCAUCAAGAAUACCCAAUUGGGAUUGCGACAAAGACUGGGUAACAGUGAAAAGCAUUACCAUGGAAGAGGAAGACACAGAACAAAACGAGUUCGUCUCUGUAUUGGAAUUGCCCUGUUUCUCUCAGUCCAUCAAAAUGGCAACCAAAAAUGGAGUUGGUGAUCAGAAUUAUAUUGAUGUUAGUAUUAGUAGAGAAAGCAGUAAGGCUAAGAAGAGGGACUUGCCUGCUAUGUCCUCUGUUUCCAACCAAAUUGUAUCAUUGAACACUAAUAGUUUCUCUAAUAAUCACAAACUAUGUAUUAUCAGUUCUUUGUUUCUUGUGUUUCUAGCCAGUGGGGGUUCAAUUCGUGUUACAUUCUUAAGAUAUAUUGAAAACAUUUGGAUUUAUCAUGAAAAUGUGAAGAUGUUGAUGAAUCUCUGUUUAUUUGAGCUGAAUAUCUUGUCUGGAGACUAG